This is a messenger RNA of Solea senegalensis (Senegalese sole), 1168 nucleotides long. It is a transcript of the gene vstm2a, whose product is annotated as V-set and transmembrane domain containing 2A. The record is from RefSeq and is a predicted model, not a curated record. The transcript is spliced from 5 exons. Bases 331 to 1041 code for a protein of 236 amino acids. NCBI's taxonomy places the organism in Eukaryota, Metazoa, Chordata, Actinopteri, Pleuronectiformes, Soleidae.
UGACGUCUCUCCGGUAGCGCAGACGAAGACCGCAGCAGCAGCGCGGCUGUUUCACAGACUUCAGUGGGGCUGAGCAGUCGACGGUGUCUCCUGCAGAGAAACAGAGAGAGAAGGAGAAACGAAGGAAGACAGAACUUGGUUUACCGAAAGGCUGUGCUUUUGCAGCAUGUUCCACCGUCGGCAGUCUCCGUUUAAACCAACUCGUUCAGCAACUGUGUGACUUUGCUGGUGUAAAGGCUUAUUUUCCGCGUUUCCCCGCAGUUGGAAAGAUUCGUCUCUUAUUUUUUUUCUUCCUUCGGCUGAUGUGAAAAUCGUGCCCGCUAUACUGGAAUGAUGUGGACCUCUCAUGAUACUGUUGGAUUUGUUUUCUUAGCUGGAUUUUGUGUGCAGUUCGGAUUCUCCUUUGAGGGUCGUUUCACGGAUCUGCCCUCUAACAUGACUGUUAAAGAGGGACAAAACAUAGAAAUGGCGUGCGCUUUCCAGAGCGGCACCGCUUCGGUGUAUUUGGAGAUCCAGUGGUGGUUCGUGAAAGCGCCGGAACCCACUGACAGCGAGGAGGACGUCGGUGCUGAGGAGAUGGAGAUGAUACCAGAGCCUGAUCCUGAUGACGAGGGAACAAAAAUAAGUACAGUGAAGGUCCAGGGCAACGACAUCUCACACAAGCUGCAGAUCUCCAGGGUCGGCAAGAACGACGAGGGCCUGUACGAGUGCAGGGUGACGCGGGCGAACUACGGAGAGAUCGUGGAGUACAAAGCCCAAGCCUGGCUGAAGGUCAACGCCACUGCCAGGCCACGGCGACCACUGCAGCCUCCAAAGAAGAGUUCCCCGCUGCACCUGACUGACAAGAAACCAAGAAAGUCCAGCUCAGCACUGGGGCAGGACAGCAUGAGUUCAGACCAGAGGGUGGCCUCCACCUCCACCUCUCACACAUCCUCCAACACAGACAAACACAACCCCGGCUCAGGUACAAGAAUAUUUUCCUGCUCUGGACUGACCGUCCUCCUCCUGGCGUGUGGCGUGGUGAGGGAUGCCUUGUUAUAAUUCCAAGAACUGACAUGAUUUGCUCCCAGAUCUCGCUCUCUCUUUCUCUGUUUGCUCCCAAAGUGAACAAGAAAAUUGCCUGUUCUACUCUCCCUCCCUCCCUCCCUCUCAGCCUCUCCCCCCACCU